AUGGAAGUGACAGCGAACACGGAUUCUGACAAAUUUGAUCAACGUAGCAUUUUACUUGAUAUUCCUCCUCGACUACAAUGGGAAAACGGAAACGGAUACUGUGGUGAAACAGCUAUACAGUCUUUCGGGCUGUACUAUGGUGCAUGGAUUUCUCAACAACUUGUUCGUGAUAUCAACAAAGGAGAAUAUCUUUUACAUAAAUUAUCGACGAAUGAUUGUCGAGAUCCACUAAACACGUUAUCGGCACUUGGUUUCACUUACGACGUAUGGAAUUGGAAAAAUUCACCUCAACCGCAAUUUCGUGAUUAUUGUUGUUGGAUGAAAAGAUCGAUUAUAAAGGGUUAUCCGGUAAUGUUCGUUGUUUAUUUAAGAUACUUUCAUGAUGAAUUCUAUGACCAUAUUAUGCCGGCAUUCGGCGUACGAUUUCGAGAUGAGAAUCAGUACGAUCCGGAUGAUGUACUGAUUUUUUGUAAUCUUUAUCAUGACAAAUUGAUCGAACGACAAAUGAACGAGAAUGAUUUCAUAGCAACACGAAAAACUUGUGCGAAACAUUGUGGAGAAGGUGGAUGUAUACCGUUCGGCAUCGAUUAUGGAAUUUCCGUAACGGGUAUUCGAGACGAAGAUCAUGUGACGUUGCCUGUACGUUUAUCAGUAUCUGCGUGGAAUGAACCGAAUCUACAUCCCGCUUAUAAUGAACAACCUGUUGAAAUGGACGGAAUUGUUACUAUACGCAAUUUAACAGUCGGACAAGAAUAUACUGUACUUCGGUAUUCAUCGUAUGAAUAUGUACCAACGAAUGGUACGGUGAAAGAUUACCUUGCGUCGAAUUUCGAUACAAAGCAUGACUUUGUCGCUAAUGACACAAUCUACUCCUAUGUGGAUUGCAAGAAAAUUCCAUCAACCGGGUCGGUUUACUAUCGAUGUGUCUCGCCACUGCACAAGCAAAUCGAUGAGUAA
Messenger RNA from Adineta ricciae, 957 nucleotides. The record is from the annotation of a GenBank genome assembly. Lineage: Eukaryota; Metazoa; Rotifera; Eurotatoria; Adinetida; Adinetidae.